UGGUCCCGGCAGCUGCGUGGAAGAAAAAAAAAGAAAAAAAGAAAAAGGCCAGAGAGAGGAUAACGAAUAACGGUUCACUCCAAUAUUCAGCAAGAAAAUCACAUUUCAUCCACGCGUCUGCUCCUGACUGUGACGAUGCACGCGUGAACACACGCGCUCAGAAGCGGUGACGCGGUGAACAUCUUGUGGGGGCUGACGGAAGCAAGCGGUCCACCAUUGUUUGCGUAGGAAUAAGGAUGGCCUGGAUGUGGAAGAGGAAGUCCUUGAUCGCCACCUGUCUGAUCGUGGUGGUGUCGCUCUUCGUGGUCGUGGUGAAGCAUUCGGAGAACCCGUACUUCCUCCUGCCGCCUGUUUUCGGUCAGGCGUUAAGUAGCCACAAGCCUCACCUGGGCUACAUCAGCAUCUCCAAGGAUCCAGCAUCUCAGAAGCCCCUGAAGCUGCACUGUGAUCUCUGCAGCAUUGUGUCCAGCUCUGGCCAGAUGUUGGGGCAAAGCGCUGGCCCACAGAUCGAUCGUUCUCCCUGCAUCUGGAGGAUGAACAACGCGCCGACUCGGGGAUUUGAGCACGAUGUGGGCCACCGGACGACGCUGAGAGUCGUCUCCCAUACGAGUGUCCCCCUGCUGCUGCAGAAACCCCAGUACUUCUUUGGGCAGGGCAAUGACACCAUCUAUGUUGUGUGGGGGCCGCUGAGAAACAUGAGGAAGGAUGGGAAGGGAAUUGUGUACAACAUGCUGCGUCAGGCUGUGGAGAACUACCCGCAUGCACGCAUCUACAUCACCACAGAGGAAAGGAUGAACUACUGUGACACGGUCUUCAAGAAGGAGACAGGCAAAGACAGGAUCCAGUCCGGCUCUUACCUCAGCACCGGCUGGUUCACCCUCAUCCUGGCCAUGGACAUGUGCAAAGAGAUCCACAUCUACGGGAUGAUAAAUGACACCUACUGCAAGACAGAGGGCUACAGAAAGGUCCCUUACCACUACUAUGAGGCCGGCAGCCGGGACGAAUGUGCAGAGUACAUGCUCCAUGAGAGCGCCCCCUAUGGCGGACAUCGCUUCAUCACGGAGAAGUCUGUGUUUGCCAAGUGGGCCAAGACUCACGCCUUCAAGUUCUUCAACCCGCCGUGGCAGCUGUCAUCAUCGCCGCCGUCAGUAAAGGAGCAGCUGAACGUCUACACUGACAGAAAGCACGUUUCCUAAUGUGAUCAAAUCUCAACGUUCUCGCCACAUCCACGUAAACAAGGGUUGCUUUUCUAACCCAGUUUGGUCAGAAUCCAGACUCUUGACAGUGACCAUUGAAUCUGACAGAUUUCCGUUGAGGUCUGAUCGAGCGCGCAGACUGCAAAAACAUAUCUCCUGCUUUUUCUCCUGGAUCUGAAAACUGAGGGACGUGCACAGCGCGCUGCUCUGUGUUGACUAAUCUACCCGUUUGCUGCUCUGUGAGUUCAGCAAAGGAUCGCUCCAAGACUGACUUUGAAUAAAAUAAACAACAUGAAGAUGAAGAAAACCAUCCGUCAAAUUGGCCGCGGGCACUGUACACUACAAAGGCUACAUUUACUCUUUCCUUUUUUUUUUUUUUGGUAUUUGAAGAGGAGUUCAGCCGCAGCGUGGACGAGUCACGUUGCCGCCGACGUCUGAUGAGCCUCGCCUGCUCCGUCUCCUCCUCAUGACCAUCUUCUGUCAGGCGGUAAUUAAUCUAUAACGAGCAUUAAUCAGGCGCUCAUCUCCGACUGAGGGAGUAUUGAGAGCAGAUUGUCUGUCAUUUUUAAUUUUCCUCUGCUUGGUUUAAAAGACGCUUGAACAAAACAAGGUCAUUUAAAAGAAAAAAAAGGAAAACACAAGGGAGCAAAAACCUGCAACAUGUACAUAUAAAUCAGCUUUUUAUAGUUAUGUUUGUUUGUUAUACCGUGUGUUUAAUCACACGACUCCAAGAUGUCACCACUUUUUAUACAGAAUGAAAAUUGAGUUUUAAGAGAUGCGUUUUGGUGUUUGCUUGAUGACCAGAUGUUGCUUUAUUUAUUCUGCAAGAGAGGAGAACCUGAGGCUCUGCGAGCGUGUGCCAUUGUCAAUAGAAGCAGCACAUAGCAUAUAGAGCAAUGUGCAAUUAGAUUCCCGGCCCUUAUGGAAGGAGUAAAGUCAUUUGUGACCCCACUGAGGGAGAGAUUUAUGUUUGCAGUGAAACCAUUUGAAGUUAAUUGUAUUUUAUUAUCAUUCCGUGCCUGCAUUAUACUCUGCAGUUUGUUGUGUGGAGACGGAGGGAGACCGUCUCCGUCUCAGUCAUCCUCUCGUUCGGCUUUGUGUGCCUCUUUGUGCGCGGUGUCACUUUGUGAACACAUCGUCCCCCGUUUGUCUUUGGACACAGUGUGCGCGCCGUCCGCUUCAACCGUUUUACAUUUGAAUGCGUCUGUUCCAGGACAGUGAGGAAUCAUUAGUGAACCAGUGAGGUGUGGAGGUAUAGGCCCCCCUUCUCUCACUCUCUCUGUGUCUCCAGAACUGUGAUUAGUGUCCUGGUCAGAGACGCAGCUUAAAGACACGACUGGGAGGAUUCACAGACUUCUAAUUUAGACGAUUUGAUGCACACACUCCCUGAUGACUGUAAUAUACUGCUGCUGAGCUUUACUAUUAGGGCCAGAUGAAAUUGACUGCGCUCAGUGUCUUUGCAUUUCCACAUGUGCGUAUAUAUAUAUGGACAUAUAUAUAUAUAUAUAUAUGUAUAUAUAUAUUCUGUCCAUACUUAAAUGUGUCAGUCCAGCAUUCCACAAAACCAGCCUUAUUUAUAUGUCCUUGUAUUGUUUAAACCCUGACUUGUACAUGUGUGGGUCCUGGUGGACAAGUUUCCAAGGUUACAGUCUUCUCCAUUGUCUUCUUCAGCGUCCCUCCAACGGGACUGGAAAGCAGAAUCCAAGUGGACUUGUGGAGGUUCUUAAAUGGACGGAUGUCCACAUUUCUGUCACACCUCUGCGGAAACUAUGACCCAGCUUUCUGCUGCAGUGCACUGUUUACAAGCACACGGCGACAAUCCAUUACUCUGUCGCGAAUGAGCGGGUGAUUUACGAGACAGAAGACGUGAAGCGUGUUUGUUAAAAGUGUUGAAGUGUGAGAAUCGUGGGGUUUUUUUUAACUUGGAAAUGAACGAGCGACAAAUGUUUCUUCACAGUUUUCAGUUAAAAAAUCAAAACUAAAACGUGAUUGCGACAGUUUUAGUAACACUGUUCAGCGAAGGUAAAUCCAGCCUGUGCAAUGGAAUCAAUAGUGAACCUAAACUAUCACAACCACCAAACUUAUGUAUGUAGAACAAUAAUGUACACAGUGAGAUGUGAUCAGUAUUGGGACAAGUAUAGUUAUUUUUUUCCUAAGGUUUUACAAAACUAUUAUGUCAUAAGAAAUGAAUUUACCAUCAAAUACUCUUCAAAUCACAAUUUGAAAUAAUAUAACGUAAUUAUACCAUUUAACCUAUUAAUUAUAUGAUAUGGUUUUAACGCGUCCAUUCAAACCUCAGUUGAACAACAAUAAAUUACUAAGAAAAAGAACAUUGUACAUGUGAGUUGUUGAUUCCUGUUUGAGUCACACGUGUGUUUGUUUUUCCCAGUUUACUGAAAUGGUUACAAUGAAAAUGAACGAGUUACGUGAAACUUUUAAAGCGAAUUCAGUCGUGUCACAUGUCUCUAUGAAACCCCACAUCACACAGUCAGACACUAAAUGAGAAUAAAAACAUUACAGGGCGAGGAUCACAGACUCUUCCUGUGCACAGCAAAUCUGUUUUGACACCACAAGGCGUGCGGUCAACCUCUUAUUAAAGUCAACUAUUAAAGUGCUGUGGAUGAAAUGAAAACUGACAUAUCAACAUAAAUGUAAACCUCCUCACAAAUAACAUUGGAAGGUCCAGCAAAGUGUACCAGUUCUCUCAAAUUUAGCCCUGUUUUAACUCUUGGACUCUGUUCUGACCUGUAAAUCCUCCAAAAUCCAGCUCCUGCUGCAUAAUAUUUGAACUAUCACUGCUUUUCCCCGUUUCCCAGGCAGGCAGAGAAACUCACUGGCACCGACUUAUCGAGAAUGUCCUACAACUAAGAGCUCAGUAACCCUGUGUGCUGCCGUCACCUUGUCACUCGAUGUAAAUUUGGACGACAAGAGUGUCAGCAAAAUGUAAAAAUUCCUCCCAGUGUCACUCGACAGAUUACAGACGACCGGAACACGUUCGCGGGGUCACAGGUCCGAUUUCCUGCGGGACACGGCGAGCACAAGGCGGAUUUCAGUCCCAGCACUGCAGCACUCCACUGUGCACGUGACCUUUCCACUCAGUUAACAUGGCAGCUUCACACCAAUCGCUUUUACCUCUUCUCUACAGCGUCACCACUACGGAUUGUAAAUCGCUUCACGCCAGCAUUCGCACAUUUCCUGGGAAAUAGGUUUGAUUCUUAGAAAUAUUGUGCAUCAUUUAAACGACAAAUAGGAAAGUAUUAUUGUAAUAUCAUCUCAUUUCCAGCUGUAGUCUGAGACCUUCACAUGGAAUCUGGGGAUCAAAAUAGGUCACUUUUGGCAAUUACCAUGUUAUGACGUUGAAAAUUAUCCUUUUGACUCACACAUGUGGUUAUUUCCACAUAUAAUUAAAACUGUUUGGUUUGACUCACUUUUACAAUAAUAUUUCAAUUUAAAGUUUAAAAUCAACUCAACACUGAAAUACCAGCCACAGUGUUUGUCCCUUUCUUUCAUCUCCAGUUUCUCUCCGUUUGUUGUUGUUUGAAUACAUUUUUCUUGUUGUUGUUGUUGCUGAUAAUAAUGCAGUAGUUUGUGCGCAGCAUUGGUUUUCUUCUGCAGGUCACGCUUUACCAACAUAUUCAGGCGGUGCACUCUGUUAUUUUCGGACCAACAAACGUUCCGUUGUUCUCGGCUCGGUGCGAAAAAGAAAACCUUGGAUGAGUAGAACAGACAAUUAUGGUGAAUACGCCCACUUAUAUGCUCUUAUGAAUCAUUUAUGGCUCCUGAGAAGGCAACGAGACACAUUCACUUCAUUAUGCAGCAGUAAAAAAACAUGUAGAAUGCUGCGUUACAGCAGAAAGCAUUACAAACCUUUGGGAUUUAAUAUUUUACAAAAAACACACGCAAAAUCAGCCCACCUCACACUCAUGUAAUUCAUUAUUCACCAUCAAUGGGUGAAUAAUGAGCUUGUGUGUGUUCUGUAUUUGUGAAAAUAGUUUAAACCGUACAGAGUGAGGACAUUCUGUCAAAGUGAGGACAUUUGUGUCUAGUCCUCACAUCUUUAAAGGGCUUUUUGGGCAUUAAGACCUGGUUUUUAUGGUUAGGCCAGUAAUCAUUAUGGUUAAGAUUAGAAUAAUCCAGUCUUCAUUGAAAACUGGUGGACUUCAGACGUGGAUUUCCUUCUCAAACGUUUACUUUUGCUUCUGUUGCGUUUCAUUCUGCGAUCCGUCGAGAUCAGUUCUCAGAUUCUGAAGAACUCCACUGACAAACUUCUUCAAUCCACACUUGACUCUUUCCCCUUGUUGUUAAGCUGUUGGUCAAAUGCCUCAAGUGCUUUUUCACAUUGAGGACCUUGUUCAAAUUUUAUUUUCUUGUUCCCUAUUAUUAUUUUGUGUUAUAAAGCACUUUUCUUUAUCAUUUUCAGGUCAAGUGUCCUUGUGAAAUGUGUAACUAUGGGUGUGUUUGACUUACAGAAUGUAAUAUAACACUGAGUUUGUUAUGAAAUGUAAGAAAAGCUUCUUUUUUUUUUGCUAACACACUCAUUUUAUUGGUGUCCAAACACAGCAUGUAUGAUUGCAGGCUAUUGAAAUGUACAUUUUCUGUAAAACAACACGUCUUUAUUAUAUGUACUAUCCUGUCAUUUGCUGUCUCGCUAAAAAUAGAUAUAUUAUGAAUGUCCUCAUUUUUUUCUUCUUUUUUUUACCGAUGUGGAUUUUGUCGUCUGUCUUUUACUCACUGUGGGGAUUAAACAAAAACCUGAAACUGG
Molecule: messenger RNA, 5958 nt
Organism: Solea solea (common sole)
Lineage: Eukaryota; Metazoa; Chordata; Actinopteri; Pleuronectiformes; Soleidae
Gene: st6galnac3
Product: ST6 (alpha-N-acetyl-neuraminyl-2,3-beta-galactosyl-1,3)-N-acetylgalactosaminide alpha-2,6-sialyltransferase 3
Exons: 5
Coding region: 237-1196 (319 amino acids)
Biological process (GO): ganglioside biosynthetic process; oligosaccharide metabolic process
Molecular function (GO): alpha-N-acetylgalactosaminide alpha-2,6-sialyltransferase activity
Source: RefSeq, a predicted model, not a curated record